Messenger RNA from Rotaria sp. Silwood2, 1386 nucleotides. Lineage: Eukaryota; Metazoa; Rotifera; Eurotatoria; Philodinida; Philodinidae. The record is from the annotation of a GenBank genome assembly.
AUGUCUUCAGACAUUCCUGGUUUUUAUUUCGAUGCAGUUCAACAACGUUAUUAUCGUAUAUUAUCUCAAUCAUCCAAUGCUGUUCCAAGUGCUCGUCUUAUUAAUGAUCGAGCUCGACAAGAACAACUUAUUUCUAAACAACUUGAUUUAUUAAAAUCUUCUUCAAAAAAAAGUUCUCAACGACAUAAAGAAAAAAAACGAUUAAAUAAAUCUCGUUUAUCUAUACUUCGUCAACGAGAAUAUGGCCAAACAUCAAUUCAAUCUUGUCAUAAUACUAUUCGUUCAAAUUUUAUUGAAAAUCUUUCAUCAACAUGUUUUCUUGAUAAUUCUUCAUCAUUUUCAUUUCCAAUAGAUUCACAGUCUAAUACUAAUUAUGAAAUGACAAUAACAUCAACUGGUCAAUGUAUCCAAUUAAUUGAUUAUAAAUUAUAUGUAAAUCUCUUAGAACAUCCAUUAUAUUCAUAUCAGUUGCAACCAAAUUCAAUUGAUGGUUGUCGUUCAUCAUAUUUCAUCGAUUCAUCUUCAUCGUUAAUGUCAACAACAUUAUUAAACGAUGAAAAUCAUGUUAUUAUUCGUUUUCUUCAAUUUUCAUCUUUAUCAUCCAAUCUUUCAUUACAAAUGUUAUCAAAUAAUUCAUUAGCACCAAAAUAUUACUAUAAAGAAAAAUGUCAAACUAUAGAAUUAUCAUCUUCAUUAAUUAAUCAUACAUCACCAUUAAUGAUAAAAUGUUCUGGUCCAUGUUGUUAUUCGAAAUCAUUUGAUAAUUUCGCAUUUAAUAUUAAUAAUUAUUUAUAUGUCUAUAAUCUUCAAACAUUUCAGGAAAUUUUAUCAUUACGUGUACCAAUACGUCGAGUUACAUUAAAUGAUAUACAAUUUUCAAAUGAUAAUUCAAAUAUAAUUUAUACAACAAAUGGACAUUUAUUUCAACAAUGGGAUAUUCGACAAUCAAAUCGUUUAUGUUCAUUAAGAAUUCCAAUACUUUGUUCAACAAUUAAAUGUUUACAAACAAAAUUUAAUUGUAUUUUAACAAGUUCAUUUGAUGAACGAAUUAAUCUUAUUGAUUUACGUAUGCCAACAAAACCUUUACUUGUUUAUGAUACGCCAUCAUCAUCAUCAUCGUCAUUAAAUAAUCCACAUUUUUCAUUUUCUGUUGAUACUAAUACAGAAAAUUUUAUUGCUGCUUGUUCACAAUAUCAUAUUUUAAAUAUAUGGGAUUUAAAAUCUAGUAAAUUAUUAAAUCGUUUACGAUGUCCUAUACCAGAACGUUUUGUACAUACGUUAGCAAAAUGUUCCAUAGCUUGUGCUGAUAAAAUACCUGUAUUAGGAAUUUAUCAUCCAGAAUAUUGUCGAAUAACUGGAAUGAUGAAUAAAAAAAUAUUUUGUUAA